Molecule: messenger RNA, 1993 nt
Organism: Suillus clintonianus
Lineage: Eukaryota; Fungi; Basidiomycota; Agaricomycetes; Boletales; Suillaceae
Exons: 4
Coding region: 219-1679 (486 amino acids)
Source: RefSeq, a predicted model, not a curated record
UUUUGAACCCCCGGAAUUAUAGACUUUGAUACUGUCAUUCUGGUCCGAACGCAUUCUUCCCUUGUACCGUUGCCUUCGAGCUUCACACGCUAAAUAGCCAACGUUACAUCUUUUUUGACAUCCGAAAGUCUACUACAUCGUUUUAACUUUAUAACCCUUCAUCGUCGACUCUGGAACCUACGGUUAGGCCCACCGAAACGUCCCACUCGACAUCUAUAAUGCCCUCUCGUUACCAAUUGCGUUCUCAACGCUCUGCGCUCACAGCCAGCGUUGAGAACAUCUCGGAUACCCGAAGUGAGUCUUCGUUGACCUCGGUCCCUGCUAAUUACAACACUGCAACGGUGGAGAGGUCGAACGACCCUCAUGUUGACAGUCCCGUCCUUAGACCCGUCCGCUCGUAUAGCGACGUGGUACGGACGAGAACGGACACGCCUCAGCCUGGCGCUGAGAACGUGUCCGUUAGUGCAUUAAGCACCGGAGAUACUCCAAGUAGUUACAAGACCUCGGUAGCCCCGAGCUCUGCGACUUGGAGGACAGUAGAGCGCCAACAUCGGAGAUCUAAGAAGGUGUCUAAACUAGCGCCAGAAAGUAAGAAACCUACCUCAAAGGUAGACCUGGUCAAGGAGGCUGAAAGCCACCUUACCCAGGAGGAAAGACAGCGCAUCCUUGAAAGGAAGCGAGCUGAGAAUGAAGCCCGAGCGGACGAGCACACCAACACGUCCCGCGAAGAAGGGCCCUCCAAAGGAAAAGGCGUUGAUCCCCGUAACUGGGGUGAUGCGAACCUGGACGAGUCUGAGGUGGACCUGGAAGCCCAGAGGGAGGCGUUGCGAACCUGGAAGAACACUCGCGACUGGUCGAAGUCCGUGCCCAGGGUAGAACCUGAGAGGGUGAAUGAGUCCGAAACGGACGAGAUCCCUGAACCGACUGAUCCAGUCCAGGCAGCGGUUAGAGCCGCUGAGGAGCGACUAGCUAGACAAUACAAGUCGCAGAUUCAGAAGCUGCAAGACGAGCUGAAUCAGAAGGACUUAGCGUUGGAAAAGAAGACUAAGUCCUCGGGGAAGAAACAACCCAUCAAGAGGGUGGUUGUCCUGCCCGCUGGAGAUCCAGUAAAGGACAUGGUGCGAAAGGCGACAAGGAAGCCGUCUAAGAAACCCGGGAGUCGUUCGACUCCCCCUGCUAUGGACGCCACGGCCCAAAUAGCGCCAAAGAGCUAUUUGGGGCGCGCAUUUACGAAAUUGAAGCCUAAGGAAAAGGGCACUAAGAACCAUAAGAAACGCAACGCUGAGGAUUCACCUGACGGUAGCUCAUCGAGCAGUUCAUCCAGUAGUGAUACUGGGUCGGACUCGUCUGAAUCGUCGAGCUCAUCGUCGAGCGACACCACUGAAACAACGUCGUCCAGCGAGACGACCGACAGCUCGGACUCCGAUGUGAAGAAGCGGCGGAAACGUUCUGCAAAGAAACGCAGACAUAAGAGCAAUAAGGUUUUAAAAAGGAAGAAUACCUUAAAGCCCAUCCCGCCAACCGAGUAUGACGGGGCAGAAGACUCUCGGGCCUUCCAUCGAUUCAUUACCGAGGGCACAGCCUACCUCGAGGAUGGGAACGUUUCGCGAAAACGUCGAGUGUUCACGCUAUCGCGGUUCCUCAAAGGAAAGGCACACGAGUUCUAUCGAGUUAUUUAAUUACUGUUUCCCUCUGGACUACAGCACUAAGCAGCGAAAGAAGCUAUACCGGUGCUGAGAGAGAUAAGGUGGUGAAAUUUUGGUUCGGGUUGAACCCGACUAUACAGAACGAGCUGUACAAAAUGAGGUUGAACCCUGAGGUAUCCUCGUUGUCUAAAGUACAGAAGACCGCAGAGAUCAUAGAAUUGGCGAACUCCGCGUCAACGUCCAGGACUCGCGAUGACGGCGCUAAAAAAUCUGGGAAGGACAAACCAGAUAAGCAUGCUAAGGGUGCCGAGGGUGCUACUCGCCAGAAUAAUCAGUCUGGGCAGUCC